Molecule: messenger RNA, 1455 nt
Organism: Fusarium subglutinans
Lineage: Eukaryota; Fungi; Ascomycota; Sordariomycetes; Hypocreales; Nectriaceae
Product: oxidoreductase
Exons: 4
Coding region: 1-1455 (484 amino acids)
Molecular function (GO): FAD binding; oxidoreductase activity
Source: RefSeq, a predicted model, not a curated record
AUGGAGUUUAUUGCUGCAGGUGUAUCCUGGGCGCUGGGGAGGGCACCUUCGCCACAGAAGAUUCUGGGACGUCUUGGUCUCGCAUCGCUUGUCGCGCAGACUUCAUGGCCUGAAUUAUCGUCAAAGCUCUCACCUCAAGCGUCAAUCGUCUUGCCCGAUGACUCGUCAUUUGGUGGUCUUGUUAGUAGAUGGCGGGAUUGGCAUGGACCGCAACCUGGAGCUAUUGUGAGAACCUUUUCCGAGACCGACGUGCAAGAAACUAUAAGAUAUGCCAAUGAACAUGGCAUUCAGUUCCUUGCUAGAUCUGGUGGCCAUGGAGCAACUGAAGCACUGCAGCUGGCCAAGGAUAUUAUUAUCGUGGACUUGCGAGACCAAAAUGAUGUCGAAAUUGCGGAGGAUGGAAAGUCUGCAAGGAUUGGUGGAGGCACGAUCACGGGUAUCUGUGAGUGCGUUGGUGUCUCAGCUCCCGUCCUUGGUGGCGGCCAUGGUUGGUUACAAGGACAAUACGGCCUCGCAUCAGACCAAGUCAUUUCUGCUCGAGUUGUGCUCCCCAACGGAGACGCAGUGACUGCUUCUGAGGACUCAAACCCUGAUUUGUUCUGGGCUCUUCGCGGAGCAGGACAUAACUUUGGCGUUGUGACCGAAUGGGAAUACCGAAUCUACGAUAUUAACAACCCGAAAUGGUCUUAUGAGAUCUUUAUCUUCCAUGGAGAUAGAUUGGAAGAUGUUUUGGAGUUGACGAAUAAGAUGAUGAAGACCCAGCCGCCGCAUUUGACGCACUGGAUUUAUAUCGUCAACAUUCCUGAGAUUGAUCCUGACAAGCCAAUUAUCUGGUACGCUGUCAUCUCAGAUCGCGCUGCCCAAGAAGCUCGGGACUACGCGAAACCGCUACACGACAUCGGUUCCAUCAACGUCAACGCGGGCGAAGCUUCAAUGCCUGAGUCGGCCGCCAUCACGCUUAUGAGCGACGAUAGCGUAGGAUGCGCAAAGGGCUUUACCGGUCUGCGAUAUCCAAUUGGCCUCAAGACUUACAAUCUCCUCGCCGUUCGAAAAGUCUUUAACGAGAUCGCCGACAUCUCGAAGCGUGUUCCCGAGUUCGCUGGCUCCUUCUUUCUUCUUGAAGGAUAUUCCACCCACGGUGUGAAGGCUGUUGAUGCAAAGAACUCUGCAUUCCCCCACCGCGAUGAUGAGAUUCUUGUGACCCCCUACGUUCUUUACAAGCCCAACGCGACGCUCGACGGGCUUGCGCAGGAGCAUGGUGAGAAAUUGAGGGGGCAUUUGCUCGAGGCCAGUGGAGACCCCGAGCAUUUACGAGCAUACGUUAACUACGCUCACGGCUUCGAGUCUCUAGAGGAAAUAUACGGCCACGAACCCUGGAAAAUCGAGAAGCUCAAGGCCCUCAAAAAGAAGUGGGAUCCCGAGAACAGGAUGAGAUUUUACGCGCCAAUCGUCUAG